GGCGAAGGCUGCGGACCGCAAAGGGAGCCCACACCCGGGGGGCGGGUUCCCCACGUGGUUUCCAGGAGCUCGGGUCUGGCUGGUUUCCAAGUCCUGGUUUCCUCUUCAGUCGUGCGGGGCAGAAAGAUCCAGGAGCCAGCGAGCCCCAGCCAGGCUCCGGGCCCCGCCUGCAGCUGGCCUUGCCCAGGGCAACUGCUUCCGCCAGCGCCCCUCGGAGUCCACCCAGCCUCCGUGGAGGCGGCUCCAGGCUUCUCCCAUCGUGGAACCGGCCAGUGCAGGGAGAGAGGCGAAAGGCGGCGAGUCAGAAAGAUUUAGAACCAGAGAGCUGGGGGUCCUCCGCUCCUUCACCCUGCCAGAGCAGCAGACAAGCGGCUGCAGCCUCGCGAUGCUCUCCCUGUUCUCCGGCACACAGAGCGACAGAGAGAGGCUCGUGCGCGCCAGCCAGUCCCUGCUCGACUCCCUGGAAGGAUGCAUCUCGGCCACCCAGGCGCUGCUCGGCCUCCUCAACCAGCACCUUAACACCAGCGUGUCCCUGGAACCGGUGGGGGGCAGCGUCGGCGUGGGGGAGAGCCUGGAGCGCCUGCUGCGGGCAGCGCGGGAGAUGCACGCCGCGGCGGAGCAGACGGACAGACACGUGCGGAAGAACGCCAGCCGGGACCUGUACGCCCGCAUGGCCUCCCCCCACACCCCGCUGCAGGAGAAGGGGGCCAUCGUCCGGGACUUCCACCAGGCCACCAUGGGGAUCUUCGGCAGCGUGGGUGGCCCCGUGGUGGCCGUGCUGCUGCAGAACGCCGGCCUCCCCGAGCGGCUGGAGGCGGCUCUGCGGGAGGCGGAGGCCUCCCCGGUGCUGCGCCUGCCGAUGGACGCCCUGCUCCGGAGCACCGAGGAGAUCGCCAGGGCUGUUUCCGCUUGUGCCACCCCUGGGGACCCAACUGGGGAAACGGCUGCAGAGCCCCCCGAGAAUGGCCCCGUCUCUGGGGCCGGCACGGUGCAAAGUCUGGGUGACCACCUGCCCGAUGUCCUCACGGGGCGUCGUGCUAGGAACGCCCUGGCUGCGGCCGCCCGGCACCUGGAGCAGGAGCUCCAGGCGCUGGCACCGGCCUGCAAGUCUUUCCAGUUGGUAGCUGCCGCGGCUGAGGUCUACAUGGCCCUGAUCUCGGAGCAGCAGCCGGGAAUGGGAGAGGGGCCGGGCCAGAAUCCUGCCGGCGUCGCCCAUUGAGCUGCGCAGGCAGAGCCAGGACAGCGCCCCCUGGCCGCGGCACACGCACGGGCAGGCUUUGCCCCGGGCUCUGCUCCGGUUAAUGAGCCCGGCAGAGCCCAGCAUGUGGGGCUGGCAGCCGGGAACCGCAGCAAAUAAAGGGAACUGAGCAAAACC
Mauremys mutica (yellowpond turtle) is the source of this 1375-nucleotide messenger RNA. RefSeq lists its product as uncharacterized. The transcript has 3 exons. Lineage: Eukaryota; Metazoa; Chordata; Testudines; Geoemydidae. Bases 386 to 1219 code for a protein of 277 amino acids. The record is from RefSeq and is a predicted model, not a curated record.